Messenger RNA from Prunus armeniaca (apricot), 261 nucleotides. Lineage: Eukaryota; Viridiplantae; Streptophyta; Magnoliopsida; Rosales; Rosaceae. The record is from the annotation of a GenBank genome assembly.
AUGCAAGAUAAUACAGCUGCUGUAGAAGAAGAAAAACACUCACCUUCGGCCAAAAAAUUGCUGAAUCAUUGGUUAAGAUUCAGUUCAGCCUCAUCUGAUCCCACUUUCUGCAACAGGAACACUUGGAGAGCAAUGAGGGACAUGAGUUCAAGAAUGCAUAAACAUGAAAUGGAUGGGGACAGGGAGAUCCAUUGGUUGACUAGACAUGAGUUCAAGAAUGCAAACAUGAAAUGGAUGGGGACAGGGAGAUCCAUUGGUUGA